Molecule: messenger RNA, 1265 nt
Organism: Dipodomys spectabilis (banner-tailed kangaroo rat)
Lineage: Eukaryota; Metazoa; Chordata; Mammalia; Rodentia; Heteromyidae
Gene: Yod1
Product: YOD1 deubiquitinase
Exons: 2
Coding region: 34-1083 (349 amino acids)
Biological process (GO): protein deubiquitination; endoplasmic reticulum unfolded protein response
Cellular component (GO): cytosol; nucleus
Molecular function (GO): cysteine-type deubiquitinase activity
Source: RefSeq, a predicted model, not a curated record
UCGCGAGAGUUGCAUCAGCGACAACUUCUCGCGAUGUUUGGCGGGGCCAAGGGUGGCCAUUUUGAAGCCCACCCCGCGGCUGGUUGCCCUGGCUGCGUCUCCCACCACCCUGCGGCCGGGGCCAAGGCUGGCUCCGCCGGUGUCUGGCCUGGGGGCGGCCGGACCGACGCGAUGUGGCGGCUCCGCUGCAAGGCCAAGGACGGCACCCAUGUCUUGCAGGGGCUGUCCAGCCGGACCCGGCUGCGGGAACUGCAGGGCCAGAUCGCCGACAUCACCGGCAUCUCCCCCGGCGGUCAGCGCAUCCUCGUCGGAUACCCGCCCGAGUGCCUGGACCUCCGCGACGGGGACACGGCCCUGGGGGACCUGCCCAUCCAGUCCGGCGACAUGCUGAUCGUUGAAGAAGACCACACCAGACCCAAAACUUCACCUGCAUUAUCAAAAUAUGGUGCUCCAAGUUACGUCAGGGAAACUUUGCCUGUGCUUAGUAGAACCACAGUCCCAGCAGACAACUCUUGCCUCUUUACCAGUGUGUAUUAUGUCGUUGAAGGAGGAGUCUUGAAUCCAGCGUGUGCCCCUGAGAUGAGACGCCUUAUAGCACAAAUUGUAGCAAGUGAUCCAGACUUCUAUAGUGAGGCAAUACUGGGAAAAACCAAUCAAGACUACUGUGACUGGAUCAGAAGGGAUGAUACUUGGGGAGGAGCAAUUGAGAUAUCAAUUUUGUCCAAGUUUUAUCAAUGUGAAAUAUGCGUAGUAGAUACACAGACAGUAAGAAUUGAUCGGUUUGGGGAAGAUGCAGGAUAUACCAAAAGGGUUUUGCUAAUCUAUGAUGGCAUCCACUAUGACCCGCUUCAGCGUAUCUUCCCUGAUCCAGAUACACCUCCUCUGACCAUUUUCUCCUCUAAUGAUGAUAUCGUUCUUGUACAAGCACUGGAAUUAGCAGAUGAAGCUAGAAGAAAAAGACAAUUUACUGAUGUAAACCGCUUCACCCUGAGAUGUAUGGUGUGUGGGAAGGGAUUAACUGGCCAAGCAGAAGCAAGGGACCAUGCCAAGGAGACCGGCCACACCAACUUUGGAGAAGUAUGAUCUAUGCAUGAUGAGGGCUGAAGCCUACUACCUCACAGAUCCAGAAGGCUCUGGGUUUUCCAAUAAGCUAUUCAUAAUCCUAAAGAACAAAAGGACACAAUGCUUGAACCAUCCUUUUCACUAAGACCAGUAAGACACUGAAAUUCCUUGUUAAGAUUAAAAUUCGUGUGCAAGUUUACAGA